AUGUCCUGCAAAUUAGGAUCGGGAGCUGUUAACCUUACAAGAAUUUCACCAGUUUCACCAGCAUCUAUAGUUCGAACUCGUGAUGCAAACGGCUUGAGCCGAGCCGCGAGACAAACGGCUAAGCCGAGUCGAUGA
Molecule: messenger RNA, 135 nt
Organism: Cetraspora pellucida
Lineage: Eukaryota; Fungi; Glomeromycota; Glomeromycetes; Diversisporales; Gigasporaceae
Source: the annotation of a GenBank genome assembly